CUUUCCACAGGAGUCGGGCCACUCCAUUCGCUGCCAGCCGAGCCCCUUCACUGCGCGACCCUCUCCAAAUGCCCUCCUUGACAAGACUGUCGUCUACUUCCACGUCCCCUGCAGUCUGAUAGUUGAAACCUGCAUCUGCAGGACCAUACCUUCUCAAUAUUUGCGAUGCCCAAAGUGGGCCUUUCCAGAUAACAUGCUCGGUCAAAAUCGCAUGAUCGAUGUUGAACGAAGCGCCGCUGAGGCUGCCAAAACUGCUGACGCUGGAAUCCUUAGGUCUAAACAAGAAGACAGUGCUCCAGAGCCGCAUUGAGCAAACACUAAUAGCGCCUAUGAGAUCUUCCAAGUCCUCUAGCGCGAGAUCCUGUUUUAGGAAAUGGACGAAUCUUUCCGAAAACUGCUUUGAGAAAGAAUGCCCGGCGUCAGGGGCAGGGGCGAGCAAAUCUGCCAUUGUCGAAUACGCAACCCCUAGAGACGAGUUCAGCACCUGGCUGAAGAUUGCAAAUAGCACGAAAGGCUCUCGCUUGCCAGGUCGCAAGUUUGGCGCCGCGGCCUGGACGGGGUGUCCGAUUGCCCUGUCCAAAUCCGCGGCAAGGAGUCUGGUCAUGCGCAGAAGAUUGCCAAAGGCCAUGACAUGGACGAUGUCCGGCUGCCGGAUCCCAGAUGUGGAUUUAUCACCUGCCCUCUGCGAGAGGUACAGAUCCCGUACUCGCGCACUGAUGCCAUAUCCGAAGCACAGAUCAUCGAGCAGUAGAUGGGUUUGGCGGUCCGCUAACGCCAAAGCACGCGAAUUGCUCAACCUGAGGUUUGGAAGGUCUCCGUUGAGGUUGGCAUACCGCACAAUCUGCGCCACGAUCUCGGUGGGCAGUUCGGAGAGGGAAAGCAUCCUGAAUGAAAAUGGGACGAGGCCUGUGAGUACAGAUGAGUGUGUCUACGAGUAGGUUCUGGCAUUUAUAUGUAGUGUCACUAGCAGAUUGUCCUCGUUGCAUACUCCAUUGGAAAUGAGCUGAUUAGUGGCGG
Messenger RNA from Cladophialophora immunda, 1017 nucleotides. RefSeq lists its product as uncharacterized. The transcript has a single exon. The coding region runs from base 219 to 938 and encodes 239 amino acids. Lineage: Eukaryota; Fungi; Ascomycota; Eurotiomycetes; Chaetothyriales; Herpotrichiellaceae. The record is from RefSeq and is a predicted model, not a curated record.